UAUUCAAACAAAAAAAUCAUUCCUCCGAUCAAAUCUAAAGCAUUCACAAGAACCAUGAAGUUCGCUAUUGUCUUUUGCCUGUUUGGCUUGACGUUAUCUGAAAACCUCCACGGUAGAACUGGAUUCGGUCCAUCAUCUCUAGGACAAUACGGAGCAGGUCUUGGAUACAAAACAGGAUAUUUACCGAACCUUGGAUACGGCGCUAGUUUGCCUCAUGGAUCAACUCUCGGACAUGGUACAAGAUUCGGACAUGCCGCAACUAUAGGUUACGGAAUCGGUCAAGGAUAUAAUGGCUGGCAAGGUUAUGGUUCAAAAUUCAACAAUGGUUAUAACGGUAACGGACUUACUGCCUUUGGAACAAAUUCAGCAUAUCCCAGAGCACCGAUUUCAUCUGUAUCACAAUAUAGUAUUCAUUCAGCAACACCAGUACCAUAUGCAUCACAAUACGGCGGACACGAUGCUUAUCCUCCAAUUGCUGGCUAUGGAUUCGGACACGGUUACGGGAGUUAUGGAAAAAAGUGGUAAAAAAGUAAAACUCAAUUAAGGAAUGUAU
Papilio polytes (common Mormon) is the source of this 553-nucleotide messenger RNA. RefSeq names its product keratin-associated protein 19-2-like. The transcript is spliced from 2 exons. Lineage: Eukaryota; Metazoa; Arthropoda; Insecta; Lepidoptera; Papilionidae. The coding region runs from base 55 to 525 and encodes 156 amino acids. The record is from RefSeq and is a predicted model, not a curated record.